Molecule: messenger RNA, 3114 nt
Organism: Zasmidium cellare ATCC 36951
Lineage: Eukaryota; Fungi; Ascomycota; Dothideomycetes; Mycosphaerellales; Mycosphaerellaceae
Exons: 5
Coding region: 1-3114 (1037 amino acids)
Source: RefSeq, a predicted model, not a curated record
AUGGAGGCGGCAUCGAGCUCUUCAUCCUUCAAGAGAGAGCAGUCUCUUUCGCGUGAUAUCAAACGCUUAAGCUCGCUGGUCAACAACCAAGUAGACGAGUUGCGAAGAGAGGGCACACUACCGGAGAACCUGGCACGACAAGCAACCAUUCUUGCUACUAUCACCGAUCCCUUGAUGCAAUUCAUCGACGCUGGAAGCUCCAAAGGUCAUCCAACUGUGGAAGCCCAACAGCAGUGCAAGAAGCCGGAACAGGGAUUCCGAGAUGGUCCUCUCGAGAGUGCACAUUUGGGAGGAAAAGCCAAAGAUGAUGCAAGUCACGAAGGUUAUCCCUCUCCACGAAGCAGCACUCAAACUGAAGAGGGCGAAGGGAUGUCCACGUCGAGCACGCCUGCGUUCGCAAUCCCCAGAGUAGCUGCAGCAGUUCCUGACGAACACGCCGCAAAGAACGUCGAAGUGAGCAGUGAAGACUCCUCCGCAAGUGAUUCAGUGCCAGUUGCCAGAGGGCCUCGCGUGCUCAUGCCUGGCUUCACGAAGCACUACGAAGAGGUCGUCGACUUGGACGUCGAAGAUCAUGCUGCUCACGAUAUGGGAGCGGAGUUGAAAAAGUGGUGCGAGACUACUCCGCUACCGAAGAGGCGGUUUGAUACUGUUUCACACUCACUCAGGGAGCAUGAAUGGGUACUCUCCUUGGUGGCUGACCUUCCGAAGAGGCCUGGGUAUGCGGAUAAGGAUGGUGAUGAGGAUGAUGGCCACAAGAGAGGAGAAGGCUCUGAAAAAGGCGCAUCACCUGCCGCGGAAGGCGAAGAUGCUACUUUACAAGUACACCAUGAUGAUGAUGCGGAGAGGUCAGGAGAAGAUGCUGUUCAACAAGGAUCGCAUAACGAUGAUGCCGAGACACCAGCAGACAAUCAGUCCGUGCAUCCAACCGAAGACGCGAUUCGAAACAGUUCGAACGAGUCGUCACCACGAGGAGCUUGCCCUGAAGAAGUCGUGUCGCCAGCAAGUGUGGCGUUGCAAAGUUCGAGGCCACCAACUCCAAGUGAUGGACCUCAGCGCUUCUGCCCCUUCCGCAUAGCCAACAUCACCGGAAAACCUCCUCAAAAUCUCCGACACAAACAACAAGCGCAACCUUCCCCCCUCCAAACCAACUCCCCUCCCACCAGAGGCCAAGACAUCCCCUGGGACCCCCGCCACCGCCUCUCCCACCAACUCACCCCCUCCUCCACCUCCACAACCUCCCCCCGCAAGCGCCCGCGCUCCCCAGAACCAGGCCACCGGCCUCCCCGACGCGGCGAGAAGCUAGUCUGCCUAGGCUGCCUCCAGACCAGAGCGCGCUGCUCCGGCGAGACCGUGUGCCGGGCGUGCGAAGCGCAGGGCUGCCGCUCACGAAGGCAAUCUCCACCUAGCAUCAACAUCCGCCCAAGUAUGAUGGGCGACGACAUUCCAACGACUGAUACAGACUGUAGAUGCCCAAUCAUUCCGCAAAGCGCGGCAAGUGCAGGUUGGAAGAAACUUCGCGGAACCGCCGCUGUGACCAUUCACUUGUUUAAGUGCUUGGAAACUCUCACCCGCGUGAAGCAGCUCGAGGAGGAGAAUAAGCAGCUUCGAAUUCGCCUCUCACUCUCGCGAUUGCCCACAUGGCCGAGUCAGUCCCCCGUAGCGAUUCAAGCAAGCGAUGCUAACAUCUCGGCCUCUCAAGACUCUUCAAGUCAACAGUCAUCUCUCGGACAAGAUAUAUCUUCUGGACGUGAGCCAUCUUCUGGGGGCCCUCUCGAUUCCCACCCUCACACGCAAGGCUCUCCCGACGCAGCAGCAACCGCCACACCCUCACAACCUGUCUCAUGCGCGCUGGAUCGACGAGCCCGAGCCCAGCGCGCGGAAGAGUGGCAUCUUCGCUUUCAGGGGCUUCAGAAGCAGAUAGAUGAGAAGGACUCCGACAUCCAGCACCUGAAGGCACUUCUCGCCGGCAGACCGUCUCUCCGAGUGACGAGUGAGCUUCUCGCAGCUAAUGGGAUCCACGACAUUGCUAUGCCCAGCGCGCCUCGAGUCCAGAUGCCUCCCUUCACUAGGCUCGUCGAGAACGAGCCUGUGGAUCCUUCUCAGAAGUACGAGCUGCGCAAGGCUUACGACGCUGACCCGGUGGGCAGCCAGCAAUGGGGCGCUAAGGGCAUAGAUCUGGAAAACACCAACGGAGUCCUCACUACCAUCGCCAACCUGCCCCCGAAGCCUCGAGUCUUCGGAGAUAUCUUGCCACCACAAGAUCCACGCCGCCCCUACGUCGUUGUUCUCGACUCGGCGAUCUCAACGGAGAGAAACCCAACUUCUCUCAACACUCCCAGAAACAAGACUCCCUCCAUCGACACCUCCAGUCCCGCCAACCCCGCCACCGACGUUCGCAACAGCAACACCCGCACCGAGUCACACGAUCACGCCUCGAAGCACACCAGCUUGAUAGCAUCAUCAACCCAAGUACCGUCAAACCAAGCACGACCAAUUCCAGCACGACCAACUCCAGCACGACCAACUCCAGCGCGACCAACUCAAGCGCCAUCGCUCCAAGCAGCGCCAACCCAAGCCCCUCAACGCCAGCACCAUCCACGCCAGUUGUUGUAUGUACGCACUGCUGGCGAGACGGCGGAAUGUGCACGUCUGAGGCGACGUGCAAGACAUGCCGGAACAAGCGCAAGCGCUGCGUCUACCUUCUCUGUGGCGACGGCCACGACUGUCAGCGCAAGAAUUGCUACUACGUGCAUCCAGGCCAGCAGGUCGUGGGGAACGAGAUGCGCAAUGUGGAGUUUGGACAUCUCGGUCCGCGCGGAGGAAGAAAGAUGUAAGCGGAAGGGAAUGAGAGAAUCAGGCCGCAAAGGGUUGUUCGUUUGGCAACAAUUAAUAUGCACCUUCCAAGGAGUAAAUUACCAUGGUUUUCUAACAUCUCCAUCUCCUCAGACCAAAAGGGUCCCUCGUGCGCGUUUGUUUCCCGAUCACUUGAAGAACAACAUUGGACAAGCUGUCGUAAGCCAUCCUGGUGCCCCGGUCAUUCAGAAGUCGGUGGAUAUGAAUGCCGAGUAUGUCCGUGAUUUGUGUGCUUCAACGAACCCGGUCAAGAACUCCUGA